Molecule: messenger RNA, 1738 nt
Organism: Somion occarium
Lineage: Eukaryota; Fungi; Basidiomycota; Agaricomycetes; Polyporales; Cerrenaceae
Source: the annotation of a GenBank genome assembly
AAAUCGAAAGUUGGCAACGGAAAGUCUGCGACUGCUCUCGACAAGCCUCCGCCUGCUCAUUUCUCUCAAGAGCCUGCUCUUUGGCAAGCUCUUUCCAUUCUACUCAAUGCCUCAGGAAAACCCUCCAAUGUCUACGUCCUCAGGAGAACGUAACAUUGUUAUCAUCGGCGCCGGUAUCAUUGGUUGCACUGCGGCCUACUACAUUUCGCACCACCCAUCCUUCUCUUCGAAUACCCGAGUCACAAUUAUCGAAGCUUCCAAGAGAGGCGUUGCGCAGGGUGCCUCAGGCAAAGCCGGAGGUCUCGUGGCCGCAUGGGCGUAUCCAGAGGAGCUUGUUAGCAUCUCUUUCCCGGAGCAUGAACGACUAGCCGAGAUGUACGAUGGUGCUAACCGGUGGGGUUUCAGGUAUGUCAAUUGCGGUAGUUGGGAGGGAAGGGGAGAGGUACCAAGGCCGAGGGUCAAUGGCAGGCGGCGUAGCGUGGAUGCGGAAUUGGGACCAGAUUGGGAGAUGAGGAAAAGAGUGCAGAGAGGGCUUCCUGCCGAUCUGGAUUGGGUCAAGGAGGAACUCACAGAUUCGUACAGUGUUAUGGCUCCUGCUGGACAAACGGCUCAGGUCCAUCCGUAUCUGUUCACAACGUCCAUGUUCAAAUUCGCGAAGGAAAAAGGAGUCGAAUUCAUUGCAGGCAAGGCGACUUCGCUUAACAUUGACCCUUCUUCGAAGUCGGUCACCGGUGUGACGUAUAUCGACAACGAGUCUCAGACUGAGAAAACUAUUCCGGCGACUCAGAUCAUACUCGCAGCCGGAGUAUGGUCACCGAAACUCAUUCCCUCGCUUCCAAUCUCUGGCACUCGUGCACAUAGUAUAACCCUUCGUUUCAACCCACCCAAAGUAUUCGCUCCACACGUCCUCUUUACGGAGAUCACCAUGCCUAUCAUCCCUUCCCUCACCUCUCCGUCCUCUCCCUACUCGCCACCUUCCAAUACCGUUCGUGUAGCUUCUCCGGAGAUCUACCCUCGACCGACGAAUGAGGUCUACGUUUGUGGUCCAGGCGAUAAUCCGCCUAUUCCAGAGACAGUGGACGAUGUUAUAGUAGAGCCACGGUUGUGCGAGAAUGCUCGGGAGCAAGUGGCGAGUAUAUCGAACGAGCUGAGGGAAGGCACGAUUGCUCGUAGGCAGGCGUGUUUCUUACCUGUGGUUACUAAAGGCGGUGGACCUAUCAUUGGAGAGGCGGAAACUAUUGCGAAAGGUUUGAUCAUUGCCACUGGACAUACAUGCUGGGGUAUCUCUAAUGCACCGGGAACUGGUAAACUGUUGGCUGAACUCGUCAUGGAUGGCGAGAUCACAUCUGCAGACCUGAAGAAACUCGCACCGUCGAAGUUCAUCUAGGCCUAACCUAGUUCUGAACAACUAAACCAACGAACCGCCCUGUUUCUCCGCGUAUACCUCUAAUAUCAACAGACGUGCAUCAGGCGUUGACUGCCAUAACAACACCCGUCGCUACUGCAACGAGAAGGGUCUGGAGCCAUGUCGUUCUCUCAUGAUUUUAAAGAAGAAACACGAACCUUGCAAGUCAUGUACGACUACUCUGAGUGGAAGAAAUUAUGUGGUGGAGGGAUGAUGAUCAAAGGAGUAAUUUUAAUAUGUUUGUUGUUGUAUCGCUAGCAUCGAACACACUACGCAAUGCUAUUGUACUAGAUACUAGUAAUUCUGUGUCCCCAUAUAGAGGUAUUCCAGGUC